This is a messenger RNA of Paramacrobiotus metropolitanus, 1903 nucleotides long. RefSeq names its product alpha-(1,3)-fucosyltransferase C-like. NCBI's taxonomy places the organism in Eukaryota, Metazoa, Tardigrada, Eutardigrada, Parachela, Macrobiotidae. Gene Ontology annotation, cellular component: membrane. The record is from RefSeq and is a predicted model, not a curated record. Gene Ontology annotation, molecular function: alpha-(1->3)-fucosyltransferase activity. Bases 623 to 1879 code for a protein of 418 amino acids. The transcript is spliced from 2 exons.
AUGUUUAACGAUAUCGCUGAUUUUUCAGUUCAAACUAAACCAAUCGUUUGCUUGUGCCAGGCAUCUCGAGCACCAUGCAAGCUCCAGUGUACGGCCACUGUUUUUCGCUUGUGUAGGCGAAAUACAAAUACUACGAAAAACAUGCUUGCAGUGCUAGUGAAUAAGUAUUACGUUAAUUAACUGCGGUUCCACAGUUUCCUUAUAAUUGUGGCGGCCUUUUGAUUUGAAUUGUAAAGUUCAUUUUGGGCUCUCAUUCAUGGGGAUGGAAGUCGGUGGACCUUUGACGCUAUCGUCUGGGUAAGAUUGCGAACGAUGAAGGAAAGUCAGGCGACGGCUGCACACUGAUAGCCAUCGAAAGGACUUUGGAUUUUGGAACGUCCCAGUCGGUGAAUUCUUGUGCGAAGCCAGCACCGCCAUUAGAUGCCGCACCUGACCGUGGUGAGGUGCCGAAGCAGUAUCCACUGAUGCCCAAAUGAUUAUGCGAACGGCUGUAACUGUGAACAAAUUACCAUGGAUUUCAGAAUUCUGAUUUAUUUGAAAAUUUUCAGUUUUUCGCUAUGGAUACCUAUAAAAUCCUGAAGUCUUUCAUUCUUGGGAAAAGUGAUUUCUCCUACUAUAUAUUAUGGACAUACAUAUGGAGAACAUAAUCGAAGUGUCUGACACCGACGAUGCGGAAAACGAUCCACCGCCAAACAACAACGGUUAUCAGCCGCUAACCGCGAAACCAAAAACCACAAUGCAUAAGCGGCACGAUAAUUAUUACUGUCGUUACUAUGGUCCACCAGCGAUUAUCGUUGUUAUAACGCUUCUGAUAUUUGCGUUUUAUCUACAAAGUGGAUCGCUGCCGUUUAGCGACAAUCGCAUCAGCAACGUUUUCUCCUUUGCUUUUGAUGCUUCGCCCCCAAAUGUAAGCGGACGGCCCAUUAUUUUGUUUUGGACAAAAUUCUUUGGUGAGGAUAUGCCAUACUUGCAUGACAGGAUGGAGGCAUGUCGGAAUAAGUGCUUCGCCACCGAUGACCGGCGCUACUUGUCGCAGAGUGCUGCUGUGAUUUUUCACAUCCGGGAUUUCCAUGAGGAUGAUCUACCGCCGCAUCGCACACCGGAACAGUUGUACGUUUUUUUCCUUAUGGAAUCUCCUCCGCAUACGCUGCUAGAUCUGAAAAAACCUGCGCUCCGUGACUUUUUCAAUCUCACAUGGACGUAUCGAUUGGAUUCGGAUAUAUUUUCGGCAUUGUACUUUGAUAACUGGGCGGUGCAGUCAUGGGUGGACCGGUCAAAAGCCAAUGAGUUCCUCCAGAAAAAGCUUAACCGGUCGGUGUUUUUCUCUUCCAACUGUCAUACGCCAAACCACCGAGAGGAUUAUGUUACCGAACUGGAGAAGCAUUUUCCUGUAGAUGUCUUCGGGAAGUGCGGAAAGGCGUCGUGCCAAAAAGGAGACAAACAAUGUGAACAGAAGAUCAUCGCGAAAUACAAAUUUUACCUAGCCUUUGAAAACAGUAAUUGUCUGGAUUAUGUGACCGAAAAGCCCAUGCGAGCGUUGAAUUUUGGAACAGUACCGAUUGUUAUGGGAGGUGCUAACUACUCAGCCAUGUUCCCAAAAAAUUCCCUCAUUGACAGUGGUGAUUUUAAGCGCCCAGCCAAAUUGGCGGAAUACCUGCGAAACCUGACCGGUGAUUUUGAACAGUACCAAAGACUCUUUGAAUGGAGAUUCAAUUCUGCUGUUACUAAAGUGCCAAAUAAUUUUAUUAAUCCGGCUGAUGUUGAUAUGUGUAAAUUAUGUGAAUUACUGCACAAUCGGACCCUUAUUAGACAGACCCCACUAGAUCUUUCUGAUUGGUGGUCCAAAAAAGCUCAGUGCACGAGGUGGUACGCUGAAUAAAAACGGAAGUAAAUUGUAAUGAUA